This is a messenger RNA of Ctenocephalides felis (cat flea), 1113 nucleotides long. Its product is annotated as WD repeat domain-containing protein 83-like. Gene Ontology annotation, cellular component: catalytic step 2 spliceosome. NCBI's taxonomy places the organism in Eukaryota, Metazoa, Arthropoda, Insecta, Siphonaptera, Pulicidae. The transcript is spliced from 7 exons. The coding region runs from base 85 to 1032 and encodes 315 amino acids. Gene Ontology annotation, biological process: mRNA splicing, via spliceosome. The record is from RefSeq and is a predicted model, not a curated record. Gene Ontology annotation, molecular function: protein binding.
ACUGCUGCUACUAGAAUAUGAAACACAAAAUUGAACAUUAUAUACACUGAACAUUAAUAAAAUCAUCCAUUAUCUUUUAUUAAAAUGGAUAUUGAUUCUUUAGUUCCUUUAAACACUAUAGACUGUAAACAGGGUGCUAUUCGUGCAGUUCGAUACAACAUUGAUGGUACAUAUUGCAUAACAUGUGGAGCUGAUAAAAAAUUAAAACUUUGGAAUGUUCAUAAGUCAUUGUUACUUAAAACUUAUGGAGGUCACGCUAAUGAAGUUCUUGAUGCUGCUGGAUCAUGUGAUAGUUCACAGAUCCUAUCCGGCAGCUCUGAUAAAUCAGUUAUUUUAUGGGAUGUUGCAUCUGGCCUUCCAACACGAAGGCUAAGAGGACAUGCAAGUAGUGUAUCUUGUGUAAAGUUCAAUGAAGAAUCUACAUUAGCCAUAUCAGGUUCUCAUGAUAAUACCGUUAUGUGUUGGGAUUUAAAGUCUCGACGUCAACAACCAGUUCAGGUUUUAAAAGAAGCCAAGGAUUCAAUAUCCAGCUUGGUGGUUUCUGAUCAUGAGAUAAUUAGUGCAUCCUUAGAUGGUAGAAUUAGAAAAUAUGAUCUCAGAGCCGGUGAAUUAAUAACAGAUUGCAUAGGAAAAUCUAUAACACAUAUUGAAAUCACAAGAGACGAUCAAUGCUACCUUGCUGCAUGUGCUGAUAGCACUUUAAGACUUAUGGAUAAAAGUAGUGGGGAAUUACUAUCAGAGUAUGUUGGUCACAACACACAGGAUUUUGCUGUAGAGUGUGCAAUUAUGUAUUCAGAUAACUUUAUAAUUAGUGGUACAACAGAGGGGUCCAUCAUAAUAUGGGAUCUCUUGAGCAGUAAGGAGAUUAAGAAACUCCAUCGAGAAGAAAGUUCAAUUAAAUCUGUCAUUCCUACUUUGGUUUCACAUCCUAAAAAGAAUGAAAUCCUAAGUGCUUGUAGAGGUGAAGUUACCCUUUGGGGAAUUCUCGACACAACAAUUGUAGAAGUUGAGGAAUCACAGGCAUUAAUAUAAAUCUUCAUAAUUAAGAGCAUCAUGAGCUAUAUCAAAAAGGUAAUAAUAUUUGCCGGAGCGUUUUGCAAUAUCAAAUGCAGU